AUGAAUAUUGAGCGGCCCCUGUUGUAUUUCCCGAGCUCCAUUGCGGAAGCCGAGGCUCGCCAUAUUGUGCAGCGGCGCCGGCGGCUUGUGCCCGAGUCUCGCUCCGGACGCGGCCCGCGGAGCCCCGGGUUGGGGCAGGAGCCGGUGAGGCGAGGGACGCGCGGGGAGGCGAGGGGGCGCGGGCGCGGCGGGCUCGGCCGUGCGACAGCUCGGCGGGGCUGCGGGCCGCGGACGGCCGCGCCGGGGCCGGAGCUGAGGGGGGGCGGGGUCUUGGCGGGGGUGGGAGUCCGGCUUGAGGAGGACCCCCCCCCCCCGUGGGCAAAGCUCGGGGAUUCCUUCCUUCGUGCGAGCCGCUCGCGCUGCGCUGAGGCCGGGGCUGCGCUGCGGCGCCCCGUCGCCUCCCCGGGCCGGGGGGGGCCCCUAGCCUCUCCGCGGCCCCUCCGGAGACGAACCGCGUGGAAUGCAGGAUUUUACCCCCUUGGUCUUUCCCCCUCGCGGCCCGGGGGCGGCGGGGAGACCCCUCCUGGUGAAAGCAUUCCUGGAGUGCCGCCUGCCUGCUGGGAGUAUCUGUUGCUGCGCUCUCAAACCCGCGAGGGUGCCCCGGAGGAGUCGUGGGGGGAGGGGGCGUCUGGGUUUGUUCCUGAGGGAAGCUUCGCAUUUUUGAACCCCGUCGUGUACGCCGAGGGCUUUGGCCCCGAGUAUCCCCGGGGAGCCCUCGUCCGGGUUGUCAGGAUCGUUUCCCUCCUAGGGAAGUCGUCUCCCUGCGCUCAGAGCUACUAUUAG
Molecule: messenger RNA, 783 nt
Organism: Rangifer tarandus platyrhynchus (Svalbard reindeer)
Lineage: Eukaryota; Metazoa; Chordata; Mammalia; Artiodactyla; Cervidae
Source: the annotation of a GenBank genome assembly